Plutella xylostella (diamondback moth) is the source of this 1914-nucleotide messenger RNA. RefSeq names its product charged multivesicular body protein 2b (gene CHMP2B). Gene Ontology annotation, biological process: vacuolar transport. Lineage: Eukaryota; Metazoa; Arthropoda; Insecta; Lepidoptera; Plutellidae. The record is from RefSeq and is a predicted model, not a curated record.
CAGAUGACAGAUCUGUUGUUGAUUUUUGCGAAAUAGUUAGGUUAUUUCUAAUUAUUAAAGGAGUUGAGGUGUUUUUGUAUCUAUAUUUUAAUAGAUUUAAACAGUACUUAUAAGAUUUUGAGUUUAUUAUCCACAAGGCAACAUAAAUUUAAUGACAGUACCGGAAUUUUCAUAAUUAUUACAAGGUACAAGGUAACUAAGGUUUUUUGGAAAACGAAUUCAAGAACACAGCAAUGAAUUUCUUUAAAAAGGCUCCUACAGUAAAAGAAUUGCAACGUCAAAAUGAUCGUGAACUACGCAAAGCCGGUAGAGAACUGGACAGGGACAAGGCUAAUCUGGAAAGAGAAGAAAAAAAACUGGAAAUGGAAAUAAAGAAACUAGCAAAUGAAGGCAACGGUGAAGGUUGUAAGAUAUUGGCCAAACAACUGGUUCAGUUGAGAAAGCAGAAGACUAGAAUUUAUGCUGCUAACAGCAAGAUAGCUGGGGUCAGUACUCAGAACAAGGCGAUGGGGGCAAACAUUGCCAUCGCCAAUGCCAUGGGCACCACGGCUCGGACUAUGGGCAACAUGAACAAAGUAAUGAACCCACAACAGAUAGCGAAAGACAUGGAGGCUUUCAAGAUGGCGAACGCCAAGAUGGAUAUGACUGAUGAGAUGAUUUCAGACACGCUGGACGACAUAAUGGGUGAGUCUGGCGACGAGGAGGAGACGGAGGGCAUCGUGAACCAGGUGCUGGACGAGAUCGGCAUCGAGAUCAGCGGGAAGAUGGCGGACGCCCCAUCUGUGGCGCGCGGCAAGCUGGGCGCGUCCACGGCGGCCGACAAGGAACUCAUGGCGCAACUAGCCAAACUGAAGUCGUAAACCAAAAUGUGCUAACUCUUACAUACUGUACUAUCGGGAAAUCGGCUUACUAGAACUGCUCCAAGCCCGCAACACCGGAUAUUUUAAUAAAUAGGGAAUUAAUUUCCCUGUUGGUACAGUGAGCUUCAUUAUGUAAGUUAGCUAUAAGUUCACUAGCAUCUUGUCAUCCGAUGCGACGGCGGCGGCGGUAAGGCCGUAUACAGAAAAAAAGCCCGGAACCUUUAAUUUUAUUCAGCAAUUUGCUUGGUUUUAAGGUUUUCUUAGUUAUUGUAUGACCAACGCUGACAAGAUUAUAAGUAUCCAGCUAUCUUUCUGUAUACGACAUAAGGUUGCGAAAUUUACAUAAUACAUUUAUAAAAACCAUUGGAUGUGAUUUUUGUAUAUAUGCGAAUUGAUUGAGUAAUUUCGUUUAUUAAAAGCCGAUGUAAAAAAUAUUGUCUUUGAUCAUUUCUGAUCAGGAAAACCGAAAGGGUGAAAAAGUAAUCCCUAUUAUAUUGAGGUUGUAUUAUCUGUUUACAUUUUCUUAAAGCAAUGAACUUCCGAUUUGUAAGAUAGGUAUAUAAUAUAUCACAAUUAGGUUUUAAUAAUAAGAUAGAUAAAUGGCACUGGCACCCAUUCAGAGUUUUUUAAACUCGGAUAAACUGCAUAUUUAUUGAGUUCAUUAUGCCAAAUAUCAUUCCCGAACUUUCCAUGUUGUGCAUUAGGCGUUAAUUUCAUAAUAUUCGAUUUGUAUUAAGAAGACUUCUGUUCUAAUUAUGAAACUUCACUUCUAUUUAAAUUUUAUUAGCACUGUUCAAAUAGACAACAAAACUUAAGAAUGUCAAAAGCUAAAAAAAAAACUGUCCGGAGUUAAGUUAAUGUAUUUUUUUUGUUAGAAAUUAAAGCGGAUGAUUAUGAUGAACACAUAAUUAUUCUGAAUACGGCACUUGUAUAGUUAAUGGUAAUAUUAAGUACUUAUGUUGAAUAAUGUUAAAUAAAAUGUGGUUAUUUUUGUCCAUAUAAUGUGAAAAUAAUGAUCUGUGAUAUUUUUGUAUUAUAUGAUGCAUUCAAACUA